AAAGAUUUUAAAGAUAUUUUGAAAAUGAAAUAUUUACAUUUGGAUGGAAAUUUAAAUUUGAAUUCUGAUGUGUUUUUACACAUUCUUAAACAAACUGGAAAAAAUUGUUUGGAGACAAUAAUACUUCAAAAAAAGUUGAGAAAUGAUGAAUUGAAUAUAUUAAAUACAAUAAUUCGAAAUCAAAAAUCUUUAAUUAGUAUAAAGCUUUGUCAACAAAUGCCAAACAUUUCAUUUACAGAAACUUUUAAAGCGAUUGAAAUAAUGAAAGCUUCCAAGUUACAAUGUUUGGAUUUUACUAAUUGUAAUCUAAAUAGUGAAACUGCUAAUCUAAUUCCUAAAAUAAUUGAGAAACAUAGACAAAUUACUUCAUUAUAUCUUCAUUACAACAAAAUAGAAUCAACUAUUGGUAAAAAAAUAUUUGAUACUAUAAAGACUUUUUGUGAAAAUUUGAAAAUAAUCGCUUUUGAUGAUUGUGAAAUUGAUUCAAAAGUUGGUAAUAUAAUUGGUGAAGCAAUUGGGCAGCAAAAGGAACUUGAACAACUUCUUUUGAAUGGAAACAAAAUAGGAUCAAAUGUUAGUCAACAAAUUUUUAAAAUGAUUAAACAAAAUUGUUUUAAAUUGUCUGCUAUUAAUUUUGACAAUUGUGAAAUUACAUGUAAUGUUGGAAAUAUUGGUGAUGCAUUUGAGAAUUUGACCAGUCUAACAACUCUGACAAUGCAGAAUAAUAAUUUAGGAUCAAAAGUUGGUGGAAAUAUAUUCAAAAAUAUUCAAAAAAAAUGUGUUAAUUUAAUACACCUAUGUUUUGAUAAUUGCAAAUUUGACCAAGAAAUGGGAGAUGUUCUUGGUAAUACUAUUGCUAAACAAAAAAAUUUAAAUGCACUAGCCCUGUCAAAUAACCAAUUAGGAUCAAAAGUUGGUAGAAAUAUAUUUAAAAAUAUUCAAAAUAAAUGUUUCAAUUUAAUACACCUAUGUUUUGAUAAUUGCAAAUUUGACCAAGAAAUUGGAGAUGUUGUUGGUUUUGCUAUUGCUAAUCAAAAAAAAUUAAAUACACUAGUCCUGUCAAAUAACCAAUUAGGAUCAAAAGUUGGUAAACAUAUUUUUGAAAAUAUAAAAAAUAAUUGUUUCAAUUUAUGCACACUGGCUUUUGAUAAUUGUAACUUGACUGAGUAUGUUGGAAAUGAAGUUGGAGAUGCUAUAGGAAAACAGAAAAACAUAUCAUUGUUAACUAUGCAGAUGAACAAUUUAGGUUCAAGUGUUGGUAAAUGUAUUUUUGAAAACAUUAGCCAGAAUUGCAGAAAUUUAACAAGAAUAUCAUUUGGUAAUUGUGGAUUUAAUUCUAACAUCACUAAUAUUAUUGGUGAAGCAAUUGGUAAACAAAAAAGUCUACAAUAUCUUUAUUUACAAAACAACAAUUUAGGAACAGAAUGCUGCAGAAAUAUAUUUCAAAAUAUUUAUCAAAAUUGUUCAAAUUUAAAACAUAUAAAUUUGGGUAAUUGUGGAUUUGAUUUUGAAAUUGGUAAUAUUAUUGGAGAUGCAAUUGGUAAACAAAAAGGAGUAGAAUCAUUAGUUUUCGAUAAUAAUAAUUUAGGAACAGAAAUUGGUAGAUAUAUUUUUGAACAAAUUUUAAACAAUAACUGCACUUCUUUAAUUAAUAUUACGAUGUGUAAUUGUGAAAUAAGUGAUGUAAUUAGGCCAAUUGUUGCUGAGGUAAUGGAAAGACAAAAAUACCUUAAAUUUUGUGCACUACAGAAAGUUCCUGUGGAACAAUGCAAAGAAUUUUUUAACUAUGUAGAGUUCUAACAUACCUAAAUAAAUUAGACAUAAAUAUCUUUAUAGAUAUGUUAUUUAAACUUUAGAACUUUGAAAAGUCUAGAACUUUAAGGAGACCUUUAUUUCAUAGGAAAUAGAUUCUUUGGCCAUAACAGAUGGUGCCACUAUGAAAUUAACAAAGGAACAAACAAUAUAGAAAAAAUGCAUGUCAAACUUGUUGCAUCUUAUUCAAAAACAGAUGCGGGAGAGGCAGGCUUGUUUUUGUAGUGCUAUAUGUUAGCCAUAAUUGAUUAAAUAGUUUUCGUGUUUUUGUUAUAUGUGCAUUAUGAGACCGUUACAUUUCAACUUCGUAAGUCCUUUUUACCAAGUGAACCCAAGCUUUGGAAAAUGUAUAAAAGGGAAUACAUUUCCCCAGUUUGGCAGUUCAGUUCUAUAACUGUCAGAUUGUUGUUUAAAAUUGCUUAUUUAGAACUAGAAACUCAUUUACUCAAUACAUAUUCUUUAAAUGAAAAAUACUGGCAUUUUGUUGAUUAAUUUCUACCGAAAUUGCAUUUAUU
Dimorphilus gyrociliatus is the source of this 2327-nucleotide messenger RNA. The record is from the annotation of a GenBank genome assembly. NCBI's taxonomy places the organism in Eukaryota, Metazoa, Annelida, Polychaeta, Dinophilidae.